Lacerta agilis (Sand lizard) is the source of this 1096-nucleotide messenger RNA. It is a transcript of the gene ARMC10, whose product is annotated as armadillo repeat containing 10. The record is from RefSeq and is a predicted model, not a curated record. The transcript is spliced from 6 exons. The coding region runs from base 52 to 894 and encodes 280 amino acids. Gene Ontology annotation, cellular component: mitochondrion. NCBI's taxonomy places the organism in Eukaryota, Metazoa, Chordata, Lepidosauria, Squamata, Lacertidae.
GGCGGUGGGGCGGCCGCCCCCAAGGGCCAUUUGCUGCAGAAAGUGUCUGCGAUGCCCGUGAUUUCCAGCCCGGGCCGGAAGGGGCCGGAAAACCUUCAGCAAGAAGACGUGGAUCUUCCAAAAUCAUCCCAUGAUCUGGAGGCACACCAUAUACAGAAUCUUAUUCGUUUACUUGACUCUACGAAGGAUCCCACAAUUCAGGAGAAAGCCUUGAUUACAUUGAGCAACAGUGCUGCAUUCUCUGCCAAUCAGGAUAUCAUUCGAAAUUUAGGCGGGCUUAUCGUUGUUGGAAAAAUGCUUUCAGUUCCUGACACUAAGGUUAAAGAAAAAGCACUGAAUGCACUUAAUAACUUGAGUAUGAAUAUUAAAAAUCAAGAAGAGAUGAAGAUAUAUAUUACCAUAGUUUGUGAGGAAACAGAUUCAUCUCCCCUGAACUCUGAACUUCAGCUAGCUGGGCUUCGAUUUUUAACCAAUAUGUCUGUUACCAAUGACUAUCAUUACAUGAUGACAAGCUCCAUACCAUGCUUUCUUCAUAUGCUUUUGGAAGGAAAUGAAAGAACACAGGUUCAGGUUCUAAAAGUGCUUGUGAAUUUAUCAGCAAACCCAGCUAUGACGGAACAUCUCCUUAAUGCUCAGGCACCCUUCUUAUUAUCCCUGUUUGACACCUGCAUAAACAAAGAAGUUUUGCUCAGGGCCCUGGUGUUUGCUACAAACUUAACAAAACUUACGCACAAGGACAAGAGCAUUACUGCCCAUCAUCAUAGUGAAGGUUCAAUUUUUUCUGUACUCUGGGGGAAUACUACAGAGUGUGCUCAGAAACUAACAUCUUUGUUGUACCAUCAUGACACAGAAGUAAAAGAACAAGUGGCAGAACUGAUAAAGCAGCGGUGCUGAAACUGGAAAUCGUUAAAAGCCUCCAUUCAAAAUCAAAUUCCGGAUGCAAAAGCCUAAGCUGAUGCUUAUGAAUGUAGGACACACAAUAUAUAUGUAGACCUACAUGUUUGUGGAACAGGAAGAAAAGUAGUAGAACUUCUUGCAUGUAUGAAACUACUUUCAACCUUGAUGGAAAAGCAUUACAUGGUAGAAUACACAUGAA